AUGGAUGAAUCAAUUGAUGUGAGUGAUGCUCUUGCACAUGCGUCACACCCAGACAACAACAUAAGGUCAAUAGGAGAAGACAUGCUAAAGCGGCUCCAAAAUCUUGAUCUUCCCAACUUCCUCCUAUAUUUAUCAUCUGAGCUUUUGAGGGAGGGGAUUCCAGAAGAGUCUAGGGCACUUGCUGCCAUCACCCUUAAGAACUCCUUGGACUCAAAGGAUCCUGCACUCAAGGAUGCACACAAGGAUCUACUUUGUAUAAAAUGGCUCAGCCUGGAUCCCUCUAUCCGAUCAGAGAUUAAGAAUAAGUUGCUCAUGACACUAGAAUUUGAUUCAAGGCAAUCUCAUUCAAGGCACCCCUCAUCAAAAGUUAUUGCAAAAGUUAUUGCGAGAGUUGCAUGCAUGGAGAUACCCCGGAAUCAAUGGCUGGACCUUGUUGGUAAAUUAAUGGACAACAUGGCAAGUUCAUCUUCUUCACUAAAGCAAGCAACUCUAGAGGUGCUCCAGUAUAUCUUUGAGGCGAAGAUCCCUAAAGUUGUCAAGGGGGAUCAAGUGGAUGUUGUUAUGGGUAGUGUCAUCAGUGCACUGAAUAACCAGAUGCUAGAUUCUCAAGUCCAUCUCACAGCCCUUAAAGCUUUACUCAACAUACUUGAGUUUACUAAGUUUGAAGACCAUGCUUGGAGGAAUUCUAUAGUGGCAGUUUGUGAAGUGGCAGGCAGGAUAAAUUCUGGAGCAGAGAUCAAAGAGGCAGCAUUUGAGUGCCUUGUUGCAAUUGCACACACUUGUCAUACCAUAUUAGAACCUUACAAGGAGAUCAUGAUGAGUCUUACAUCCCAAGCUUUGGAAGGAGAUGUGGAAUCACUUAAAGUCCAAUGUAUUAAGUUGUGGAUCACUGUUUUCCAAGAAGAGAUUGAUUGGGAAGAGGAAGAGGAAGAGGAGGAAGAAGAAGAAGAAAAAGAAAAAGAAGAUGAUGAUGAAGAAGAAGAGGCAUCUAGCUUUAUUGGUCCUCUCUGUUCAUUUGUUCCACUUCUCCUACAAACUUACUUAAACGAAGAAGAGGGAGAUUUAAAACAGGAGGACAUUUGGAAACAGGGAGACGAGGGAGAUGGAGACAUUUCCAUGACGGGGGAACAAGAAGAAGAGGGAGAUGAAAAUGUGGAACAAGAGGGAGUAAACCUUGAAGACAUUUUGGAACAAGACGAAGAGGAAGAUGAGACUCUACAAGGCAUUUCCAUGACAUGCCUAGGCCUUGCAGCUAGAAUUAUGAAGGGUAGAGUUGUCCCCCUUGUGAUGCAUUUUGUCAAGGAGAACUUGAAUGGGCCACAUAAGAUAGCAGCAUUGUCUCCAUUAGGUUUUAUCCUGGAAGGUCCCUCGGUCAAGCAACUUGCUCCUCUAGUUCAUUUAUUGCUUGUCUUGAUGGACCAUCCGGAGGAAGGUGUAAGAGGCAGGGCUGCAUGGACACUUGGGCGGCUGUUUAAGCUUGUUGGUGCACAUAGAAUCGUGAGAAAUGAGGUGGUGGUCCUGGAUCAGAUCAUGAAGCUCUUGAUAGAAAGGAUCAAAGAUGUCCCUGAAGUGUCCGUUGAAGUGCAUGGAGCUCUAUAUUUUCUUGCAAGAGGUUAUGGAGAAGAUGCAAAGUCAAGGUCAAAAUCAAACUCAUGUGAGCUUUCACCUUUUGUUAAGCCUCUUAUUGAUGCUCUUCUUUGUGCUUCGGAUCUGGCUAGGGAGACCCCUUUUUGCCUUCUUCCAUCUCCUUAUAAAGCUUUGAGUGAGAUUGUGAGAGUUAGUGACACUGGGGACUUACAAGUUCGCCAGGCUGUUAUAGGCUUGAUGUCUCAUAUUAUGAGGAGAUUCAACAUUGUGCUUAAUGGUCAUGGUGCAGUUUCAUCUGUUCGGAGGAAGAACCAACUUGAGGUCUUGCUGUGUGGUCUAGUUGAAGUCUUGAUCCACAAGCUUGGAAGUACACUCAAGGGGUCUGCUAAAUGUGUGUUGAUGUUGUUGUGCCCUCUCUUAACCCGUGAGAGUACAAGUGCACGAAAUGGAGCAGCCCUUGCCAUUGGUGCUCUUGCUCAUGCCAUUGGUGCUGAUUUUGGACAACACAUGCCUACGGUGCUACAAUAUUUCAGUGUGAAGCGACUCUCUCCACUUUAUUUAGAAGUGAUAUGUGAUAUAUGCCAUGUCUUGGGAAAAGAGGGAAAAGAGGAAGAAGUGGUGCCAUGCUUUUAUCAUAUUAUGGAAGUUUUGUAUCAAGGUAUGGGAGAAUUGACACUUCAACCUCCAAUUCUAUCAAGCAUUGGACAGAUUGCUCUUGCUAUUGGUGAAAAAUUUGAGAAGUACCUGCCUCCAGUUAUGGAAAAGCUUAUAGUUAUGGAAAAGGUUGCUCAACUCGAUCAGGAUCCUCUUGGGGAUCAUAGUAACAAGGUUAGAGAGGCGAUAUCUAAGGCCUACCAUGGCAUAUUAGGGGGUAUAACCGACCCAAAGUCUGGAUUCAAGGUAGGAAUGGCUCUACUUGACUUCACUGAAAAGGAGAGAAAGAGAAGGGACAGUGACAGAAGGUCCAGAAGGACUAGGACCAUGACAGCCAGGGACACAAGGACCAUGAAAGCGCUAGUUGAUGCCUUGUCUCAGCUUUCUCCUAGAGUGGGGGUUUGGUCAGAGGCGUUGAUUCGAUCGAUGCAGGAAGCAAAUACUCCCUCCUUAAACAAAUAUAAGAGCGUUUAG
This is a messenger RNA of Triticum turgidum subsp. durum (durum wheat), 2715 nucleotides long. The record is from the annotation of a GenBank genome assembly. Lineage: Eukaryota; Viridiplantae; Streptophyta; Magnoliopsida; Poales; Poaceae.